Molecule: messenger RNA, 1614 nt
Organism: Nerophis ophidion (straightnose pipefish)
Lineage: Eukaryota; Metazoa; Chordata; Actinopteri; Syngnathiformes; Syngnathidae
Product: oocyte zinc finger protein XlCOF6.1-like
Exons: 2
Coding region: 295-1578 (427 amino acids)
Biological process (GO): regulation of transcription by RNA polymerase II
Molecular function (GO): RNA polymerase II cis-regulatory region sequence-specific DNA binding; DNA-binding transcription factor activity, RNA polymerase II-specific
Source: RefSeq, a predicted model, not a curated record
AACAAGAUGGCGUCUGGCGGAGAAUACGUUGUUUUGGUUAUUAUGGUUUCUAGGUCUUAAUUACAACGUACAUGUGCACAUGUGUGUCGUUUAACAGAGUAAACGUCGUUAUUAAUUGUUUGUAUGCGGAUACAUUAGUCUGAGUGCACUUUGACGUGCUAGCCUAGCCUGCUGGUUAGCUUAGCUUGUUAGCUGCUAACAAAGAGAGGCGGAAGUGAUCGACACAUCAAAGCAGAGAUCCAAUACGUCUGUGAAAAAUAUCGCCCACCUGAGCAGCAGGAGGGGUCCUCCAGUAUGGAGCAGAAGAAGUCACAGUACCUCCACGUGAAAGAAGAGGAGCCACAGCCCCCCUACUUUAAAGUGGAGGAAAAACAGCGGCUGUCCCCCCACUUCAUAGAGGAAGAGAAGAGACACCUCGUCAGUGUGAAGAGUGAAGAUGAUGAGGUCAAAGGUGAGGGUGUGGAGAAGAGAGAGGCGGAGCCUCCAAGCAGCAGUUUAGCAGAAGCUGAUGGAGACCACUGUGGAGGAUCACAAGCAGACAAGCUCUUAGCUCCACUAUCAGAUAGUGAGGACACAACGUCACACUCUCCUGACACUGAUGAUGAAGACUCUAAAGAUGAUAAGACAUGUCACACUGACAACACUCACUUCACAUCUUCUCACUCUCACAAAACUUUUAAAGACCAUUGUCGUCUGAAAAGACACAUGAGAACACACACUGGAGAAAAACCCUUUUCUUGUUCACUCUGUGGUAAAGGUUUUGGACAUAGUCACGAUUUGAAAAGACACAUGAGAACACACACUGGAGAAAAAACUUUUUCUUGUUCAACCUGUGGUAAAGGUUUUGGACUUAGUCACGAUUUGAAAAGACACAUGAGAACACACACUGGAGAAAAACCCUUUUCUUGUUCACUCUGUGGUAAAGGUUUUGGACUUAGUCACGAUUUGAAAAGACACAUGAGAACACACACUGGAGAAAAACCUUUUUCUUGUUCAACCUGUGGUAAAGGUUUUACAGAAAGUAAUAAUUUGAAAAGACACAUGAGAACACACACUGGAGAAAAACCUUUUUCCUGUUCGACCUGUGGUAAAGGUUUUACAAAUAGUACAGAUGUGAAAACACACAUGAGAACACACACUAGCGAAAAACCUUUUUCUUGUUCAACCUGUGGUAAAGGUUUUACACAAAGUCAACAUUUGAAAGUACACAUGAGAACACACACUGGUGAAAAGCCUUUUCCCUGUUCAAUCUGUGGUAAAGGUUUUACACAAAGUCAACAUUUGAAAGUACACAUGAGAACACACACUGGUGAAAAGCCUUUUUCCUGUUCAAUCUGUGGUAAAGGUUUUACAACAUGUACAUAUGUGAAAGUACACAUGAGAACACACACUGGUGAAAAAUCACAUUCCUGUUCAAUCUGCAACAGAAGCUUUGGUGACCGAUCAAAGCUUGUAGCACACAUGAGAAGACACCCAGGAGAGAAAGUGUUGAGUUGCAGUGUGUGUGGUGAAAGAUUGUCUUCUAAGUACCAGUGUAAGAAACACAAGUGUGCUGGUGAGAACAGCAGCAGCAAAUGAAACUGCAGGAUUUGAAAUAAACUGUCCAGACUUUCA